Molecule: messenger RNA, 1175 nt
Organism: Aspergillus ochraceoroseus IBT 24754
Lineage: Eukaryota; Fungi; Ascomycota; Eurotiomycetes; Eurotiales; Aspergillaceae
Exons: 2
Coding region: 160-744 (194 amino acids)
Source: RefSeq, a predicted model, not a curated record
CUCCCCCAAGCCAUGAUCCUAACGUCUUCCUACUCUCUCUUGCACACUCUGUCGCGCCCAUCCCCUAGCUGGGACCGGUUUGCCGCUGCGGUGACGUAUUGAUUGCUGGGUCGACAUUCCUGACUCCCACCACCACCUCCCCUCCCUCAGAUGAUCACAAUGAGUUUUCGAGAAAAAGUACGCAAGGUCUUCCGUCGGGAUGCCAACCCCAAAUCCAAUGCCUCCACCUCCGGAAUUAAGAUUGAAUAUUACCGCCGCGGAGAGAUCCCCCCCUCCAAGUUCAAGGGUCCUUUCGACAAGGAACACCAGCGACGAUUAGCCGCUUGGUCGUUCCAGCAGGCCCAGGCCGAUCGUCCGCGUUCCAUUGAUCUAUCGCUCUCCCCGUGUGCCACCCUUCCAGAUUAUCUGAACCAGGCUCCGUCGCUAGUGUCCGGCCUGUCUGACGGAGCCACUGCCUCGAUUUAUCACGACGAGUUUGCCCGCGAUCGCCAGGGAACAACCACAGGAUCGCUGUCCUCCAUUACCGCCGUCGACCCUGAAAGCUUUAGCGACUCGACCAUGACCCUCUUUCUGGAUCCUCUCGAGGACGAUCUGAUUAUCAACGUCAAGAACUCCGUCCGUCACACCUCGUCCCCGAUCAUCCACACGGUCUCCUCGCCGCCUCUCCCGGUCAAGGGUGCUCCGAUGCCUUUCACACCCGAGGAUCUUACACGAGCGUUGAACGCAGUGCAGAUCUAUACGUAAACCCCGAUAUUUCUUUUUCUUUUUUUUCUUUUUUUUGAUGAUGAUAAAAAGACUUCUAUUAUUACCCUCUUCUGUGAAGACUUCGUUUCAUGUCACGUGAUUUCACCGCGAACACGGCCGAUGACCAGUCAUUUGCAAUCUUUUUUUCUUUUUUUGCGGGAGAAUGUCCGCGGAUCCUUCCCGGCCUCCAAUUUGCGAUAUGCAGACUGGUUCACCCUGAAUUCCUGGGUCGUGGCCUCGUGGUCCAGAAUUAUUCUCACCCCCCCAAUACGACUCAUGUUUCCACUUUUCUCCUGGACUUUUUUCUUUUUCUCUUAUCUUGCAUGGCGACUGAGCGAAUACCCGUUCCCAGAAUUUUUUGUUCUCUUUCGAUGACUAGAAUUGCCUCCGACGAGGUACGGCAUUAUGUAUUGUAUCUGGUGACUAGAGAA